AAUAAUUUCAAAUGUCAAUCUUUGUUGUGGUUUAUAAAUGAGGUUAUAAUUUUUAGAAUGUAAAUAUUGAUACUAGAAUGUUAAGUAAUGUAUUUAUUCUGGUUUUAAUUCUACAAAUUUUGAAAACAAAUACAGAAGAACCUUUCGAUCCACGAGGACCAUUAGUUAAUUGUAGUUUUCUUCCAUUUGAAUUCAUAGAAUGUCAAGAACCAAUCGAUCACAAAGGAAAUAUAACGGCCCAAAAGGAAUUACAGUACGGUUGCGUAAAAUUUGGAGGAAUGAAAUAUCACGACGUAGAAAGGACUAAAGUCGUGUGCAACGUUUUACCUAAUAUAGAGUGUUAUGGAAACAGAACUUUUUUCAGAGAAGGUGUACCCUGCAUAAAGUAUUCGAAUCAAUACUUCACCACUACUUUAUUGUAUAGUAUUUUGUUAGGAUUCUUAGGAAUGGACAGGUUUUGUUUGGGACAAACGGGAACAGCUGUGGGAAAGUUAUUAACAAUUGGGGGAUUGGGGAUUUGGUGGAUUGUUGAUAUUGUAUUACUUGUUAUGAAUUACCUAACUCCUGAAGAUAACAGCAGCUGGAAUCCUUAUGUUUAAAAUAAAAAAUUUAUUAGUU
Messenger RNA from Diorhabda carinulata, 618 nucleotides. RefSeq names its product TM2 domain-containing protein CG11103 (gene amrt). The transcript has a single exon. NCBI's taxonomy places the organism in Eukaryota, Metazoa, Arthropoda, Insecta, Coleoptera, Chrysomelidae. Bases 78 to 599 code for a protein of 173 amino acids. The record is from RefSeq and is a predicted model, not a curated record.